AUGGCAGACGAAAGGAGCAGUCGUCUCUUCAAACGAAUAUCUCAUGCAGGCUCAUUUUUCACUAUCAAAGUAAGUACCAGGAGCCAGAUUAAUCCCUUCUGCCCGAUCAGAGCUCCAAGGAAGAAAAGUACACUGAAGUGCAGUUUCCUUUCUGCCAGUGGGUGCUUCCAAAUGGCAGCUUUGAAGGGGUGUAUUGUUCUAAUCCAGCAAAAGUUUUUUUAAAAAAAUGAUAUUUAUUGAAAAAAGAGUUUUUUUAAAAAAAUUACACAAAAGAAAAAACAAGACAGAAAAAUAAAAAAAUAAAAUAAAACCACCAUUCUCCAAUUCUCCACUUUCAAUACCUUCUUUCCUUGACCUCCUCCUCCUCCCUUUUCCUGUAUCCUGUUUUAUAAUAAUCACAGCAAAUCCUUUCCAUAAUUCAUAGUAUUCUGUCAUCACAUUACCUUGAUCUAUUUCAUCUUAUCUUAUAGAAAACCUUAAAGUUUAAAACUUAAAUCUUAAUUUUUACCAACUUCUCCUAAACCAUAACAUUCUUACCUAGUUCUUUAGACAUUUUUAUAAGAGCCAAAUAGUUUCAUUUCAACAUUUUCCUAACAUUCAUCAAUUUUAUAAGAUAGUCCUAAUGAUAAAAAUAAAAGAAAAAAGCAAUCCAGUCUUCAUCCAACGUCCCUUCCUCCUGGUCCCGGGUUUUGUCAGUCCUUUUUGUCCUAUUAAUCUAGCACAUUAACCUGGCAAUCUUAUAUCCGAGGCCCUCAAGUCUCUUCCAUGUCCCUUCCGUAACUCUUCUUUAUAUUUCCCUUUUAUUCGUGGGAACUCCAGCUUGGUAGUGUUUUUGACCCUUUUCAGCAAGACGAUCCCUUUUCCAUAGUCCAGGAUAGGCUUGAUGUAGUAUUUACAAGCAUGCUCCAGAUUCCCUUCAAAAUUGAGAGCCCCCACAGCUCCAAACAUCUGACGGCCCCUUUCCAGACUUGAAAAGUCCAAAUCUCCCUGUAAAGGGGGGUCUAUCCAACCCCCCAUUUCCAAACCAAACCAGAUUUUAUCUUUCCAAGUCUGGUUUUUUCCAAGUUCAUUUAUCAAAUCCAAGAGUUUAUAUUCCUGCUGGGCCGCAGCUCCCUCCGUCUCUGGCGCCCAAGAUUCAGCAAGGUCCUCUUCUUUCAGUUGUUCUGUCAUGGCAUGCUCCUGUUUUGAUUCCUGGGUGGGCUCCAUAUAGUUUCCCACUACCUGUUCAAAGGUUCUGGCCGCAUUAGUCAUGAAAUCCGUCUUCUGACUUAACUGAUCCAAUAGGGCAUUUAUUUUACAGAAAGCACCCAACAGUGCUUCCAAAUGGCAGCUUUGAAGGGGUGUAUUGUUCUAAUCCUGCAAAAGUUUUUAGAAAGGAUAAGCUGAAUAAAAAGGGAUGCACAAUGGAAACCAGCAAAGGGUGAAGGGAAGUCAGGGGAUUCUGAGAAUCCUAAAUAUAAAGGUGAUUGAUAUGUUUAAAUGGAAAUACAUCAUGUAAAAUUUAAUUUAAUUUUUUAAAAAAAUAAUAAUAAUAAUGUGAUUUUCAUUAGAACCAUAGCAUGCCAGGGCAAGGUUAACCAAUCCCCUCCUGUAGGAUGCCUGCUAGUUAUAGUUUUGUGUUUUCAAAAACAUUUUUAAACGAUGCACACAAUUUCAAACAGCACAUUUAACUUCACGACUGGUUUGGUGAUCAGUCCCCAGAAUUGCAGGCUUGAAAGGAUUUCAGGAGGUAGGACUGGAAAGGAUUCCUGCUGGGGCCCCUGGAAAGCUGCUUUCAGUUAGAGAAAGCAAUAUUGAGUUCAGUCGGCCUUCCCCAAGCAGGUACCCUCCAGAGGUUUUGCACUACAUCUGUCAACCCCAACCGGCACAUCUGCAUGGUGCUAUGACUGAUGAAAGCACAGCCAGGCUGGCUGGGGAUGGUGGGAGUACAGAACAACUGGAGGGUACCAGCUUGGGGGAAGACUAGGCAAAACAUCAGUCUGGUGCAGCAUGAGGCAGCUUCACAUGACAUGUUUUAAGUUUCUUCUCAAACUUCCAGAAGAGCUCAAAAUGAGAAUAAGCAGCUCAUGCUGUGGCCUUUUUGUGCCUGAGCUCUCAGAGCACAUCUGUUACCUGCUGGCUCACUUGACCUUCAGUGCCUCUCUUGCACUGGAAUCCAGAACUUGCUUCUAGGCACUUCAAAGCCACCUGCCCACCUGACCCUUUCCUGUGUCAGAGAGGAAGCUUGGCUGUUCCGGCAAGCUGGCUGCAACCCCAGGAACUCUUAUCUUUGCCUUUGUGAGCAAAAACAUUCCAAGCAGGUUGGAAGCUGCUGCUUCCAAGAUAGUGGACUUUUAAAAAUAGAUGUUCGUUGCAUGUGUAAAAAUGUAAAACACCCCGGGGUUGGCUCCCUGCUUCCCCUUUUCUUUAAACUGGGGUGUGGGGGCGAACUGUGGAGAAAAUGUUAUUCAGUUUGCAGUGAUUAUAAUUAGUUUCCACCUGGUAUUCAAAACUUUCCAAAUUUUGUGCCAUGUGCAGCGAGUGAGCAAUGAACGCACUGAGAUAAGGAAUGGGUUAAACAUGUCCACCAUUUUCUUUUUAAACAAUUUUUAUUGGUUUUUAAUCAAAUACAAUAACCAUUAAACACUUAUCCAGCAGUAUAGCUAAUGGUGUUUGUUUUAUCCAUUGUCCCUAAACAUACACUUGCACAUUCAACAUUCAAACAUAUUACUUAACAUCACCUCUCCGCUGAGAAUAUCCAGCGUUUGGUAUAAGAAGAUGUUGAUUUUGGUCAUUAAUAUAGCUAAAGAAAGGGGUCCACGUUUCUUGGAAGGUGUCUCUAUUUGUUUUGCCUUUAAUUGCCCUCCUUGUGUCUGGGAUACAGACAUUGCUGUAUCCCAGAUAUUGUUUCCCUAUAUGUUCAGGGAUAUUUCAAUCUGGCACCAUUUUCAUUUAUUAUAAUGAUAGUAGAGGUGUGUAUGGCAUAGGGCAAGGAUCCUACUCUCGGGCAGUGCCACUGCUGGCUGCUAUCUCACAUCCCACCCUGCUGACUCAGUCACCAUCAGGGAAUUGCCAGACACCUGGGCCCACCACUGAGUAGAUCAUUCUGGUGGGACCCUCCCCAUGCUGAGGAUGAGGCCUUUGUGCAGCCCCACUCAAGUCACCCUAUGGGGGUUCCCCCAGUCGAUUAUGGUUCCUUGUUAAUGACACACACACAUCCUGCCAUUAUUUCAAGUUGCAACAAAACAAAUCUAAUGAUAAUGGCACUUAAUUGAGUGUUCGAUAACCUGGCUGUUUUUAAGUCUUCCAGAUUAGUUGCUCACAACAGUUUAAAAGCCCACAAGAAUAAGUGGCAUGAAAUUAAAACACCUCUGAUCAUUUUUUUUAAAGCCAUGCACACAGGUUUUAAAGUCUGUGUCAAAUCAUCUUCUAACUUUAAGAGGGUAUCUAAAGUGAUGUUUGUAGGGAGCCACCCUUGAUUGUUGAGACUUGGUGUGUGACAGCAGAAAAGCACCACCAUUUUGAAAGGCAGCGUCAAUAUGUAACAUUAGUGUGACUAUCACACAUGCAGGUUCCCAUCUUGUAUUUAUUGCUCACAAGCAGUCUGUUUUUUGUGCAUUUGCACACACAGUUAGUGGCAAAAAACAAAAACCGCACUCAUUCCUUGAGCUCCCAAUCCCUCUAUUUUGCCUCAGACUAAGAGCCAUAUUACUCAUAGAAUUGUAGAGUUGGAAUAGACUGCAAGGGUCAACUAGCCCAACCCACAUGCAGUGCCGAAAUAAAAUUACUCUUUGGUCAGAGAACCCAAACAGAGAUUUUAAAUCACAAAACAUGCAGCAAAAUAAAGUGUGGAAAUGUAGGAUGGAAGACCUUUAAAAUAGGCCCUUGUGAGUUCCCAAACUUGCCUUUUCCCUGAGCACAGAAAAAGGCCACACCUUUGGUAAGUUAAAAAUGGUUUACUUACAAACCCUCCGAAGGUCAUAUUCUUGUGCUUUUCCAUACAGCAUUCAGAAAAAGUUGCACAGGCAGUAAAACUUGGCAUAUUUCCAAAGUGGUGAAAGUUCCUAAAUUAUUGGCACAGGAACUCAGGACUGGCUUGUAAGAGCCAUGCAGUCUGAGCUGCAGCAACUAGCUGAGACCUCCUCACACAUUGAGCUUCUCUGGAACAAAAGCUUGAUUAAUCAUUUCAUCCCAAAGUGAGGGGAGUGGAUAUAGCUAAGCCAGGCAGGACAGUGUACAGUAUUAACCCCUUCAUGCAUUAAUUAGACCUAAGCAUGUUGGUUAUUUGAGACUGGUUAUCCCACAGAUACAUCACAAAACAUGAUAGUUAGAACUGGGGUUUGGGACCACAGGUAUUUGUGACAGGGAAGGGAAAGGAGGCAGAGACUUGGCAGGUGGGUUGGAGAGCAGCUGCUGUGUGCCCUGCACAGACUACCUAGUAAGGAGCGAGUCAGGACUCGUUACUCCCAGUGCGGCAGAACAGCCUCAGGUUUCUCAGGUUCCAUUUUGAUUUUUGUUCAUUCUUUUUCUCUCCUUCUGCAGUUCUUCGUUUUUUGCCAGGGGUUUCUGCAGUUCUCUCAGCUGAUGACGUCUAGCCUUGUGAAAAGCUCCAUUUCCACAAUCGAGAAGCGCUUUGGACUGUCCAGCCAGAUGGCCGGCACCGUGGUCUCCUUCAACGAGGUACCACCUUUGCUCCUUGUCCAUCUUUCCUCCCCUGCUUUUAUCCUUUCAUAAGGAUGUGGCUUCCCCAAUGUCCUAAGAGGCCUCUCAACCUCUCAUCUCACUACCCAGGUGGGGAACACGCUGCUGAUCAUCUUUGUGAGUUACAUGGGCUGCAGAGUCCACAGGCCCCGCUUCAUUGGCUAUGGGGCCGUCCUCGUCUCCAUGGCUGGUCUGGUCAUGUCGCUUCCUCACUUUAUCUCAGGACCCUACGAAUAUGAUCGCUCCGUUACUGGUAAGGACUUCCUAUGUAUGAUUUCCUUGGGUACCUUUUCACCACGGAGGUUCGCAGUUGGAAUUGGGGAAACUGUUGAUUCAUAGAAUCAUAGAAACAUAGAGUUGGAAGCGACUCCAAGGGUCAUCUAGUCCAACCCCCUGCAAUGCAGGAAUCUCAACUAAAACAUCCAUGGCAGAUGGCCGUCCGAUCUCUGCUUAAAAUCACCACCUCCCGCGGGAGACCAUUCCCUUGUCAAACAGUUUACUGUCAGAUAGUUGAGGUAGGUAGCUGUGUUGGUCUGACUGUUGCGUUCGCAAAGUAAAGGAAGGAUUGAACUCUGAUUAAUAAGAAUACACACAGAGGCUUGAACCAGCAAGACUCUGGGAAGGGUGAGUAUAAUCGUGUGUGUCUCUGUGCCUGUCCCGUGUGCAGCCCCUGGCCCAGGUAGUUUUAUUCACAAAAGAGCUUUUUACAGAGUGUUCAUAAGAACCAAUCAGAUUUCUUCUGAGCAUUUCCACAAACCCACGUGGGGAGAAAGUUAAACUACUAAAACUAAUUAAGCACAAAUAUUUUUGGGGUAAACAAAGAACAGAACUACAAAGAAGAGCAUCUGGCAACCCCGGAGGUAAUAAACAAGCAAUACAUAUGAUAAGAAGGAUGGCCAGGAGGACAGUGACCAUUAUCCCCUUAAUGUGAGAUCUGCUUCCUGGCCCUAAGAUUAACAUCCUACAUCAAAUAAACUUGCCCACUAUCUUUAUGCCCCAGGAUGCCUGCCUGGCGAAGCAACUGCUGUGUACAUGACUUAUGAAGAGAGAGAAAUGGGCAGCAGAGGGAAAAGGGCAUGAAAAGGGCAUGAAUGUAGAGUCUUAUGGGAUUUAAUCAGAAAUUAUCGUCAAUAUAUCAAACCCAGUCAACACAAUGCUUUCAUCGUGGACACGAUGGCUUGAUGUAUAUUUUAUAAUUCCUCAUGGUAAUCCCAUCUGAUCCCUACACUGACGCAGUCGAAAUAAAUUAAAAAAUUGUCCAGUAGCACCUUAGAGAACAACUACCCGGUAAGUUUGUUCUGGGUAUAAGCUUUUGUGUGCAUGCAUCUGAAGAAGUGUGCAUGCACUCAAAAGCUUAUACCCAGAAAAAACUUAGUGGGUCUCUAAGGUGCUACUGGACAAUUUUUUAUUUUGUCAGAUCUUCCUGAUGUUUUGUUGGAAUCUCCUUUCUUGUAACUUGAAGCCAUUGGUUCGAGUCCUAUUCUUCAGAGCAGGAGAAAACAAGCUUGUUCCAUCAUCCGUAAGACAGCCCUUCAGAUAUUUGAAGAUGGCUAUCAUAUCUCCCCACAAUCUCUACCCAAAUCUCCUUGGCUAGCUUUUCAGUAUGGAGGUUCACAUUUGGAAUUGAGGGGGGAAACUAUUGAUUCCCACUCUCAUUUUGCAUUAGAAAACCACAGACGAUCAAGCCAAGAGUUGGACAUUGACACACACCCAAUUCCAUUUUUAUUUUAUUUUAUUGGUUUUUCAAUUAUGUUUUAUUAUACUUACUUACAGCUGUACAACAUAAACUUAAAUUCAUUGUUACCAAUAAACUAAUACAUUUAAAAACACACACACAAAAAAAACAUUUUGACAAUAAAUUCUCUUCUCAAGCUAAGUUAGAAUCUAUUGCCAAUUUCAGCUAGUCUGAUGGGGGGGCAAUAAUGAGGGUCUCACUGCACAUUCCAUUAAACGAAUAGCUUGAGACAGUGAUGAGAGUGGGUUUUCCCUUCUCUCCCGGUCCAUGAUUCAUAAGAACAUGGGAAGAAUCUGCUGGAUAAGGCCAGUGGCCCCUCGAGUCCAGCAUCCUGUUCUCACAGUGGCCACCCAGAUGCCCAUUGUGGGAAACCUGCAAGCAGGAUUCGAACACAAGAGCCCUCUCCCCUCCUAUCGUUUCCAAGCAACUGGUGGAGGCACAGCCAUAAGGGCUAGUAGUCAUCGAUAGCUCCCUCCUCCAUGAAUCUGCCUAACCCUCUUUUCAAGUCAUCCAAGUUGGUGGCCAUCACUGCCUCCACCAAACCUUCAACAAGCCUGCUGUUCCAGAACCGGAUGUGGAGACUGCAGCUGAAUGAGUCACAGCUCUAGGCAGAAUUUUGGUGCCGGCACAAGGUGUCACUGUAUUUGAGACCCAAAAGUCCACCAAUGCAGGGCCUUCUGGGCCAGUCUCAAAGACUUGGCAGUUUCUGAAGUAACCUGGUCAUAAGCCACCUAUCAGAAUGCUCCUCCUUGCACGACUGUGUGCUGCUGUAGCAUCCUUCCACAUAGAGGCUGGGUAAGAGAAGAUGGUAAGAGAACAGAAACCAGCUUUGUGUUGUUGUUGCUGUUGCUCAAUAGCUUUGUUUGCUGUGCCCAGUUCCAAAGGGAGUUUCAUCCAGCAGUAAAACAAUAGAUGGGUGUGGCAGUUUGAUAGCAUCUCCUUUUGCCUCUACAGGUUCUGAAAGUACCACUUCAGACAUAUGCCUCCCAAACCGGAAUGAGACAGAAGUAUGCACUAAAUCCGAAAAGAAAGAAACCCAAGUGGUUGUGAUGCUACUCUUACUUGGGCAGACCCUGCUGGGGAUUGGCGGGGUCCCCAUCCAGCCCUUUGGCAUCUCAUACAUUGAUGAUUUUGCCAGUAAGAGCAACUCCCCUCUCUAUAUAGGUAAGAUGCUAGAAACAAAGGCUAGCUGCCCAGGCUAGUGCCUUAUACCAUAUAGGCAUCUUGUCUUGAGUUGUGACCUGCAAUGCACCUGAGAAUGGAUGAAGGAGGGCCCUGAGCCAAGGAAAGAAGAGAUAAAGCAGCGGUUCCCAAACAGAUUGUCUGGAUGGACCACAAACAAGAGGCUUAUCCACUAAUCCUCUUGUCCCGCUGUUUUUCCCUGGGGAAAACCGCUUUUCAGCACUCAGAGCAAAUGGCAAUUCGAGUUUUCCCCAGAUGGAUGUUUGCUCCAGUUGAGCGCUAAAGAGCUGGUUUUCGCUGCGAACGGAGUGGAUCAAGGGGGAAACUGAAAGCUCGGGACAACUGGAAGUGUGGAGGAACCCAAAGGCCAAACUAGAUGUGUUAAUGUUAAUGUUAAUGAUGUUAAUGUUAAUAGCUGGGAGGAGGGAUUUUCAUCAGGCCUGCAGUGAGUAAGGAGUUAAACUUUUUCUUCUCUGUUGCAGUCCCAACAAAAAUUGCUCCCCUGUCGCAACCCCCGCAAAAUGAUUUACAAAACCAGCAGUCAAAGCAUAAAAUAAAUUUAAUCAUAAAAUAAAACAGCUGGCAGGAAAUGAACCUUGUAGUGGGUGCUACAGUUGAACAUGAGGCUGCAAGAGGCCUGUCCGGAGGCUGGCUUUACAGUUUACUUUUUGGGUUGAAAGGGACCCUUAUCCCCAGGCAAUGGUGGUAUGUGUGUGUGGCUUUUUCUAGGUGAUCUCCUUUCCUUGAGUAGAUGCUGACUAUGUUUGUGAUUUUUUCAUUUUACCACCAGGCCUUUAGUUAGCAGGAAGCUUCCCACCACCGCCACCAUACUAAAUUUACCUUUUUAGUUAGCCUGGGCAGGAAUUUGCCACCUUUUGGUUGGGUGGGGGUACAGCAGCCUCUGUCUGGAAAAUUUAAAACAUGGCAUGGACUUGCCACUGACCUGGAUAUGCAUCUGCACAUACACCGAGCCAUCUACAAGACUGGGAUGAUGCAUACAUACCCAAACCGAAUCUAGGGUUGGAAAUCCCCUGGAAAAGUGAGUUGUGUGAAUCCACCUCAUUAUUCCAAUCCCACUUAGAGGAUAAACUGUUUAAAUAUUUUACCACAAUCAGGGUGGUAUAUACAGUAAAUGUUAAAUAAACUCGCUGGGACAAAUUUUGAAAGAUGCUUAGUGGGCUUGCUACUUGAGCAGAAGUUCUGUUUCCUUUUUUACAGGAAUCCUCUUUGCUGCAACUACAGUGGGUCCUGCGUUAGCAUUCAUCGUGGGGGCAGCUACGUUGCGCUAUUUUGUUGACAUCGAUAAAAUUCCCGCAGGUGAGUUAACAAAUGUUCUGUGUGAGCAUCUUUGUGAGUGAGUAAAUCUCGCAGACACAGAAGGAAGGAAGUGUGGGCCAGAAUUUGUGCUUCUGCUCUGAUGUCUACCACUAUGUCUGGUAAUUGUGUUCUUCUUCUUUGGCGAUCACUCGUAGCCGAGUAAGAUUGUCUUCCAUAAACACGGUUUUAACAAUGAGUCUGUAAGUGAAUGUGUACUUAGCUGAAGUCAGCACUACUGACCUUCCUGUGUCUCAGAGUGGAGGUUUAUGACUUCAGUCCUAAGCCACCGGGGUUCAGAUUUCAUAGAAACAAAUGUACACAAAGACAGGCGAGCAAAUGGAAUCUGCUAGUGUAGGAGAUGGGUUUAAAAGAACCAGGGCUCACUGAGCAAACGACGUCCUUCACGGGAAGCCACUACAAGAUGUGCGGGAUUAUAGGAUGUCAAACACAGUUUAAAAUGAAGAUAUUUGUGCCCUGACCCCAUAGACAUGCAUAGCACAUUUCACCAGGGAUUUGAUUCCCUCUAAAAGGGAAAAAAAUAUUGAACUGAUACUCAUAAUCAUAAAGGAUAUUAUUUUUAUUCACCAAACAAACAAAAGAAACUAAAACUUAGCUAAGCACUGGUUUUUAAAUUAACAACUAAACUUUCCCUGAAAAAUACCAACUUUAAAAUUAGACAACAAAAUAUUAUUUUGCUGUAGUGAUAUCAGGUGUUGCUGUAGUGAUACAGUCAGUUUUCAUGUUCUUUAUCUUUAAACAGAUAAUGAGCUAACCCAAAUUGACCAAAACAGAUUAAAUUUUCUUCAUCUUCCUGUUCUAGAGAAUGAGAAGUCACUCACCAGGUGUAAGCAAAAUGUGGUGAGUGGUGAGAUGGAGACAGAGCCAUGCAACAGAGAUGCAGGCAGAAGAAAAAGGCCAGAAUGGAUCUGCAGCUUCCACCUGUGCCACUUCCAGAGACAGACACAGGCAGACACCACAGAUCUAUUCCAGCCUUUUUAUGCCUUAAAAGGUGGUGUAAAAGCAAAUCUGGAUGAGCCUGAGUCUAUGUUCCUGGCAAAAGGGGUAGGCAGCUGUUGAGGCCUCUGAGAGUUGUGCUAUCAGCCACCAAAGCACCAGCGUAUCUUUGAGCUCUUCCAUGUGCUUUGUGUUUCAGCGGACAUUCACAUUAAUAGCAAAGAUCCACGAUGGGUUGGAGCCUGGUGGCUCGGUUUCAUAAUUUCCGCCAGCGUGGUCGCCAUUGCUUCAAUACCUUAUUUCUUCUUUCCAAAAGAGCUGCCUAGAGAGGUAAGGACACGCUUGAGAAUAGCUCUUCUCAAGGCACGAUCUUUUUCGUCUUGAAAUGGAAAGUAAGGCAAUUCAAAACACUGGCGCAUGAGCCACUUCGGCUUAGUGGGUAGGGUGCUGGGCUUGGACCAGAGACAUCUGAAUCCAGAUUUGUGCCCUCCUGUAAAACAACCAUGGUGCUCUAGGGCCAAGCCCUGUCUCAGUCUAACCUUUUUAACCCACAGGGUUGUGGACAUUUUUCUUGCAUUCCAAAAUCUUAAUAAUUUCCAUUACUUUCCAUUUAGAUAUAAUAAUUCCUUAUAUAAGAGCUACAAUCUUGUGAUUUCAUUCAUGUUGGUAUAUUAGGUAAUUUAUGACGUUCCAAGUGAGGAACUCUAAUUGUAAUCCUUAUUCUUUCUUGCGUGUGACAUUUUCCUCCCCCCAACCCAUGAUGUUUUCCUGUCCAUAUGGUGUUAUAUCCUUCAUUAUUACAACUGUUUAUGGUUCCCGUCAUGUCUUGGGAGAAGUGGUUAUCUCAGUUUCCAAAAGUCACUGCAUCACUUCGUCAAGCCAUCUUCACCAUUUUUCCAGCCUAGGAAGAACAGUCUGAAUUCAGACUGCAAAUAGUUAAUCCAAAAGCUUCUAUUCCCAUAGCUGGUAGACUCCUUUCUUCCCUGCUGCUGAUUUAUGGCCAAUUGUCCUUAUCUCAAACACAUUCCUUUGUGGAUAAAGGAGGUUAGAGAGGACUUUGCUCCAUAUUUUCGAAGCAUAGUGUUUUUCCCCUCCCUUCCCUCUCAGUUCCUUUCUCUCAUGCAUGUGCAGUUCCAGUUUUGUUAAAUUCCAUAUUUAUAUUCCAAUUUUUUCCUUCCACACUUGUACAGAUUUUUUUUAAAAAAAAAACACCCUGCAUUCAGGGGCGGGUUGCCAUAUCAUAAAUGUAGAGAAAAACUUUGAUAUAAGCAAAGCGUGAGCUCCUCUCCCCGCAUUGUCUCUUUCACCGAAUGAAAUCCCCUCUCAAUCUAAACCUUUUAAAUCCUUGUAGCUGGGUUCAUUUUCACAGUUUUUAAUCUCACCAUCUCUAGAAGGCGCCUGUAGUUUAUUCCAAUUAAACAAACCCAAUUAGCAGGAUAACCUGUGCUUCCAGGAAAGGGAUUGGGGGGGCGGUCGCGGUAGCCAAACUACUCCAUGCACCCAGUGCCUUUGCCUGCCCUCACAUUCCAUGAGGAAGAGAGUGCCAGACCGCCAGGCAAACUGUGGGUGAGAGCAAGGUCCCUCUUCCAAUCAAAGAGGAAUGCAGAAAAUGCAAUUCCCCCAUCAUUUUCUGAUUAUCUCCGUCUGUCUCGCUCCACGGUGUUGGGAGAGGCGUCCAUCGCCUGGCACACAGGAAACAGGAAGCCCAGACAAGCCAUUCAUGAGUAGGUGCACCGUCAAACUUCAAGUCGUGAAAGUGGAAGCGGGUGCGAGUCUCACGACAAAGUAUGCUGGCCAUGUGGCAGAAGGAUGGCUGAGUUUCUAUCUUUGUGUCCUGUGUGAGAGACAAGGAAGGCCCAAACCUUUUAGCUGCUUAAAGUGAAGGAGAAAAUGGUGCCUCCACAAACAACGUACAGAAGACCAGUCAUUGAAUGUUACUUCAUCACUGGCAAAUAGACAGUGUCCUCCUCUACACUUGAGGGCAGCAGACUAGCUUAGGGAGCACAGAGCAGGCACAUCAGUUCUGUUCACUCCCUGACCUUCAGAAUCUGCCACCUGAGGUGGCCACCCCACUUUGGCUAAUGGUAGGGCCAGCCCUAGGGACGUGGGUGGCGCUGUGGUCUAAACCACUGAGCCUCUUGGGCUUGCCAAUCAGAAGGUCGGCGGUUUGAAUCCCUGUGAUGGGGUGAACUCCCAUUGCUCGGUCCCAGCUCCUGCCAACCUAGCAGUUUGAAAGCGGGAAGGUAAACAACGUUUCCAUGCGCUGCUCUGGUUUCGGUGUUCCUUUGCUCCAGAAGCAGCUGAGUAAUGCUGGCCACAUCACCUGGAAAGCUGUCUGUGGACAAACACCGGCUCCCUCGGCCUAUAAAGCGAGAUGAGCUCCGCAACCCCAGAGUUGUCUGCGACUAGACUUAACUGUCAGGGGUCCUUUACCUUUACCUUUUUUUAGUGCAGCGGUUCUCAACCUGUGGGUCCCUAGAUGUUGUUGGACUACAACUCCCAUCAUCCCUGAGAUCUGGCCUUGCUAGUCAGGGGUGAUGGGAGUUGUAGUUCAACAACAUCUGGGGACCCACAGGUUGAGAAAGGCUGUUUUAGGGCCAGCCCUGGUGAGAGAACACCAGGAAAUAGAACACUGAAGCAAAGAAAGAAAGGUGAUGAGUCACAGAUAUAUAUCUGAUCCAGAGGCAUUCUUAGAGAAGGUGAAGAUGGGCUGUGAAGGGUGGCAGUAGGGGAAGUCUCAUUUGUUUGCUAAGUUGCUUCCCCCUUGAUUAUGAGCAGUUUCUCCAAAAGAUCAGAUCAGGCAAACACAAUCUUCUGCUGAGGCAGAAAUGCUUGCUUUUGUGAGCUCUGCGGAGUGAUCACUGGCAAACAGUUUGCUGCGAGAAGCGUGAAGGAGAAGCAGCGUUUUGAAAUGAAUUGCUCUUUUUCCAGUGAGACAUAAAGCCGAGACCCUGGUUGCGCCUGAUUGUUAACAAUCCCUUGGCAUGCGCUGUAAGAGCAGCAGUGAUAAGUUUUGAUGUCCUGGCCACUUCCCAAGCUGGGUAAUUGCUUUUUUCCUGCCUCCGCUCCACCUGCAUUUCUCAGUGGAAGCCUCAGCCCAAGUGGCCUGCAAAGUUUCAUCACGAUGCAAGAAGCCCCAAGAGAAUGUCCUGUGUGACGGUCAUGGUUUCCUGCUCGUGAGGAGGGGUCAAACUGAAGCUGAGGCAGUGGUAGGGGGAGACAGAUGCUUAACCCUUCCCUGUCCCUCUGGUUUUCUGAUGCAACUGCUUUCCCCAACUGCAUUCCAGACAUGUUUACCCUCGCAAGCCUUUGUAGGGUAAGGUUACCAGAUUUCCCCCCAAAGAAUCCAGGGACACUUUUUAAAAAAGGGGGGGGGGUUAUUAAAAAAAAAAAGUAAUCUCUUCUGUGGUCUCCUCUGUUGUGUAGCCUUCCUCUGGGCCCCACUUGCUCUCUUGGGGUGCUAGCCACCUUGGAGUAGGCUCAGGUUGGGCCUGGCCUUGACCACGUGUCCUUGCCCUCCCGGUGCUCUCCUACCUCUCCUCCUUAGCGGCGGCAACAGCAGCGUGGCCAGGUCGGGGCUCCCUCUUUUUUCUUCUUCCUCUUUUUCUCUUUCUCUCUCUUCCUUCUCCUCUCUUCCUUCUCCCUGCAUCGGCUCCAGGGUUUUCCUGGCCCCGGAGCGCCGCUGGGCUGUCAGCCGGGUGGUUGGGCGCUUUCACACCCGGCUUGAUUUGGGUUGCGGGGGGGGGGGUGUCCAGCGGUUCCCCCUUGGCAGCAGCAGCAGCGGCAGUCUCAGCAGCCUGGAGCCAGCCUGGUAGCGCAGUUGGCUCUGGCUGGCUUCAGGAGCUGCUCCUGCCGUGGCGCCUGCCAUUUUGCCUGCAACAUUCAUUCCCUACUAAUAAAUCUACAACACUUAAAAUAUAAAUCCGGGGACAUUAAAUGAAAUUCGGAGACAUUCCGGGGACAGGUUUUGGCCAGGGACAGAUUUGUAAAUCCGGGGACUGUCCCUGGGAAACAGGGACGUCUGGUAACCAUAUUGUAGAGGUUGGGGUGAGCAGCAGUAGAGGAAAGAAGUGAUUUCAGGAGUGGGGGGUUAAGCAUUCUCACCUGCUGCUUCUCCAAGUCUCUUCCUCCUGACGCUGCUUCCCAGAACAAGCCAUUGCCAGGGUUUAUACAUAUACACACACUUCCAUGUAAUGAGUGUUUUAGCUUUCAUAGUAAACCAACUGUACUUGUACCGGCCAGAUUCAGCAUUCAGCUACUAAGUGCCAUGAAGCUGAGAGCCAGGCCAGCUAAAUGUCACUUCACCAGAAAGACAACGCAGGCAUUAACCUCUCCACGGAAGGAUAUUUAAAUGGAUCUUUUCUGCCUUUAAGUGGAGUGCUGACUUUGCUGCAUCCAUUUGAUUUUAUGCCAUGCUAUUUGCACAGAGUCAAAUUGAUUUGCCCCUAGGGAAUCUCGGGGACAGGGCCGUCCACUGUAACAAAGUCCACAGAGGAGAUCCAAUAGCCUUAACAAAGAGAAGGACAAAAACUCUCUUCUAGCCUUUUCCUUGGCAAAAUAGCGGAUUUGAGGAGAACAAGAUUACAAAAGCAGCAGAGUGAUAAAAGGAUGUUUUAUGUUGGUGACCUCACUGAGUCUUCGGAUUUCAAUCUCCCUUUCUUGGGCCAGGUUAUUAAGCAGGUGGUUAUGGACCAGGAGGAGGAAACUGAUUUUCUAGAUCCAUUUCAAUUGGGGUUUAGGCCCAGUUUUAGCACAGAAACUGUUUUGGUCAUUCUCUAUAUGAUGACCACUGUUGGGAGGGAGACAUGGGAAAUGUGUCCCUGUUAAUUCUCCUUGACCUCUCAGCAACUUUUGAUACCAUCAAACAUGAUAUCCUUCUGGAGUAGCUGUCUUGAGUUGGGGUGGCGGUGGCACUGCUUUGUGGUUUCAGUCCUGCUUGGAUGCUUGCUUCCAGAGGGUGAUGCUUGAGGAGUGCUCUUCAGCUCCACAGAGCCUUCAGUGUUGAGUUCUUCAGGCCUCAAUUUUAUCCCCUAGGAGGUUUAACAUAUACAUAAAACCACUAGGUGGGGUCUUUCAGAUCUUUGGAGUAUGUUGUCAGCAAUGUGCUGAUGACACAACAACUCUACCUCUCCUUUACAUCUGCAGAUGGGGCAGUGGAUGUGCUGGACUGUUGUCUUGUCUUGCCUCGGUAAUGGACUGGAUGAAAGCCAACAAACUGAAGCUCAGUCCUAAGGGGGCAGUUCCUUAGACUGGAUGAUUGGGAGGUUACCUGCUCUUGAUGGGGUUACCCUUCCUCUGAAGCAGAUUUGUAGCUUGGGGGUGGGUACUCCUGGAUCCCAAGACAAAUACAACGGUGGGUGGGAUUGCUGACUUUUUUUCCUGGAUGCCCCCCCUUUAAAUAUAUCUUUUUUUGGUCAAAUGCAUAAAGCUGAAAUUGUACAGGUUAAAUGGAUGGAAGCUGUGGGUUGACUCUGUGUGCACGUGUGUGUGUGUGUUAUACCCCUGCUGAAAAUGUCUAUGGAAAUCUGUGGGUGGGUUUGGAUCAGACUGAAGCAGAAUGCAGUUAGCUAAUCCAGUGGAAAAUGAUUUGAAUCAGCCAGCUACUAAACUUAUCAGAUAGCUGGCCUAUAAUGGAAACCGAUAAAAUACUAAGUGUGCAGUGGGGUUGCAUCGCUCUGCGGAAACAGUGGGUUGCGGUCGUGUGGCAAAGGAGGCGUAGCAAAAAGGGAAACAGCAGUAGGAUGCAAUUCUGACUGAAGCGGGGGAGGGGGAUGAAAAGUGAGGUUGAGUUCAUCUGAGUUUGGGAGUGAGAUUGACAAAGUGGACUAUGGAGAGACCAAAGCCCAGCUUUAAGGACUCCUGGUCUUUUGCGCAGGAUUCUCGCUUUGGUGGACUGAUCCAGAGGUUUCCCAGGAAUAUUACUGUUUCUUUAUUUAUUGCAUUUACUAGUAUAUUACACCCCCCCCUUUUCUCCAAGGAGCUCAAGGGGGCAUACGUGGUUUAUCCCCCUACUCAUUUAAUCCCCACAAAGUCCCUGUGUUUAGGCUGAGAGGCAGUAGCUGACCUGUGAGCUUUAUGGCCAAGCAGGGAUUUGAAAGCUGCUCUUCCAGGUUCUAGUCUGACGCUCUGACCACACUGACUUGUAGCCUUGUGUUUAUGUCUAAUGCAAUGUCACUUGCCCAUUUCUAGGAAGAGUCGCCCCAGAACAGCCCUUCAGAAGCUCAAAACAACGACUUCCUACCCGGAAGAAGUAAAGAAAAAGAACUGAAAGACUACACUCUGAAACAGUUCAUCGGAAGUAAGCUUGUGUUUAUUUGCCCAUCUAGAAGCCCUGCUCGUCUCUGCAUACCCAAGUUAUGAAGCCUACACAUGUCUUGGUUCACACAUUACACAGGCACCCAUGUUUCCCCAUGUAGGCAUGAAUCUUUGGGCUAUUUGCUCCAGAGUUUGUUGCACACCACAGAGGUUGCUGCACUCACUUAUUUACUUGAGAGAAUUUGCAAAAACAAAUAAAUCCCAAGUAAUAUGGCUUUGCAUCUUGAAGGACCGAAUGCAGUUUUGGAGUAGAACAAGAUUAUACACAGGUUACCCUAACCCACACAACCUGAACCAACCUGAACCAAGAACUUGUACUUAAACUGUGUACACAUCACCUGCUUAAAAUGCAGCUAGAUUGUUUAUCAGUUUGGAUCCAAGUGAGUUUAGUGUGAUAUUUCAUAAAGAAAAGACAAGGAUGGAUAUCGAUUGUGGCUAACGUCUUGUGUGGAAGCAAACUGGAUGCAGUUUGCAUCACUAACAUAUUACUACUAGAGAGAGAGGUUUCUUGCUGUAUAAGUUACACAGAACAUGUUAGUGAUGUGGCAAGGUUAAAUGGGGGCAUAGACGGACCAGGGGAAGGCUCAAAUGCAAUUAACCUGGGUUUGGACUACAUGAGGACAGAGAGAUAGUGAGAUCUAGGAAAUGAAGAUGAUGGAGAGAAAAAAGAAAUGGCAGGAAUUAACUGUUCCAGAGAAUGGAGAGAAAAGGGGUAGGUUUCCUACAGUCCCAAGUAAGCAGCCUUAGAACCCUUCCAAGUUGAAUCAAAAAUCCAAAACUUCAUGCCCAAUUACCUGGUUUCUGUUUGUUUAAUUUGUUUUGUGACAGCAGGGAGCAGUGCUCUCCACAGAUCUUCAUUGCCCAUUAUGGACUGGUAUAAUACCCAAACACUUUUGGGCUUCAGCUUAAAAAUGAAUAAAUUUCUUCCUUUGGCCUUCCAGGUUGCUGUUUCUAUACCUUACCUGUUAUUGUGUCUUCUGGUUGCUUCAUUUAUUUGUCUGUUUGUUUGUUCUUGCACAUCAACAAUCAGUACUGAGACUAAGUUCACUGUUGUUUUGUUAUGUAUGUUGUGUUUGUUAUUAUGUAUUUCUUAUUUGUCCAAGAAAAUUUCAAUGGAAAUCCAUUUCUAUUUGUAUAAAAGAUAGGUUUUCCAGAGAGCACACUAAUGUUCCUUUAAGUUUCAUGAUUAAACUGCUAUAACAUAGAGAAGAGGCAGAGAGAUGGGGAGAGGCAGUAAGGUGAAGGGAGGACUACGAGAGCUGAGGAGGUCCGCUCGCAUGGGCAUCCAAGCAGGAAUUAUUAUUCUUGUUAUUGUUGUUAUUAUUAAACCCCAACCACCUGGCUGGGUUUCCUCAGCAUAUCUAAAAACAUAAUAAAAACAUCAAACAUUAAAAACCUUCUGAUACAGGGCUGCCUUCAGAUGUCUUCUAAAAGUUGUGUACUUCUUUAUCUCCUUGACAUCUGAAGGGAGGGCACCACUACUGAGAAUGCCUGCUUCUCUCUUCUCUGAAAAAAGAGAAGCAGAGGACAGACUUUUGCAGGGUGUCUUGAGCAGGAAUGGAUGAAUGGCAAUUUCAGUUCUCUGUUUCUCAUUUUUCCAGUCUGAAUUUCCCUUCUAAUUUCUGCAGCAACCUGCAGAUUUGUGGGGGGUUUUUAAUCUCUUUGAAAACAUUUUAGUGUAGAAAACAUUUAGGGCAGAUUUCUCCUAAUAAACACAUUUUUGUCUAGUUACAGGUAGGUAGCCGUGUUGGUCUGCCAUAGUCAAAACAAAAUUAAAAAAACGGCUACCUACCUGUAACUAGAACUAUGGAAGGUACCACAUUAAGCCGCAUGAAAUGGACCAAUAACAAACUUAGUUGGUCUCUAAGGUGCUACUGGAAGGAUUUUUUUUUUUUACAUUUUUGUCUGUGCUUUUGGCUAAUAUGCACUUUUCUGCAAGCAUUUCCCCAUGCUAUAAUAAUGCAUCUCCAUGUUAUUUUUACGAAUGUAUGCAUUUUAUGCACAUUUCACCCAAUAUAUGCAUUAUUGUACAUAUUAUUUGGUUGGGUAAUUGAAUUUUUUUUUAAAUGUAAAUUUCUAAGGAUGGCUGUGGUUUGGUUCACAUAUUGGUCUGAGAACUGGGAAUUACAUAGCUUCUCAAUGAAAUCAUAGUAUCACAGAAAGUUGGAAGGGACCCCAAGGGUCAUCUAGUCCAACCCCCUGCAAUGCAGGAAUCUCAGCUACAGCACCCAUGACAGCUGGCCAUCCAACCUCUACUUAAACACCUCCAAGGAAGAAGAGUCCACAACCUCACGAGGUAGACGAUUCCACUCUCACUGUCAGAAGGUUCUUUCUGAUGCAAAUAGAAUUAAAUUUCUCCUCCAUCCCUAUUCUUGAGAGGGGGGGCGGGUCUCCAAGAGAAAUGUUGGCUUCAUUCUGGAUCUCGUUACAUAAGAAUCAGAAAACCUAUCCAGGUUAACAAGAUCCCAUAUGGGAGAAGGUAGAGACAUUUCCCGGGAAAUGUAUACUUAGGCUUGAUCCCAUCACUAGUGAAGUUGCUUUUUUCAGAAUUAAUAACUGGAUCUGCAAACAAUAGAUAGAGUAAAUUUUCUAAUUAGGCCGGCAUGUAGUAGACACUGUGAACAUUCAGACUUACACUGCUGCUGUGGAAGGAGGUUUGGCUGAAAUCACUAUGGCUUCCUCCAGUUCCUUCAUAAUGGCCCUGAGUCCAUUUGCUCAGGGAAAAAUAGGUUUGUGGAGAAUUCCAACUGAAUGGCUCUUCCUGGUAACACCGGGCAGAUUUUAACCAACCACCAGACUACUGAUCUGCAUCAUGAUAAAGCGAUAAAGGGCCAAAGACGAGCCUAUAACUUUCUCCACGAUUGCAGGGGAAAUUCCAGACACGCUGUAAAACUGCAGCUUUAAAGCUCUGUCGGGAUGCAGCGUACUUAAGAUUGAUUUAGAGAUCUGUUAUCAGGCAGAGUAAUGGGGAACAUUCGCUGUCCGGUCCAAUAAAGCACUCUCUUUCUCCUCCGGAUUAAGCUAAAUGCCCUGUUCCUACUUUUAGCCUAGCAAGUUUUAUUUCCAUCAGAUAACAAUAUGCUUCCAAUCUGCCACUGUGCUUCUGGACGGCCAAGAAAAUGUUAAUCAGCCAGGGAGACAAAUUCCAGAGAGAGAGAGAGAGAGAGAGAGAGAGAGAGAGAGAGAGCACACCGUGCAAAGCAUUCUACUGCGAUAGAGGAAUCCAGCAGCUCCUGAGCUUACCACCCAGAGGGAAGGGGGUGCUUUAUCAGCUGAACUGCAAAAGACUCUUGGGCUGAGGAGUUGUUGUUGGUUUUUUGUACAGUGGUACCUUGGUUUACGAACUUAAUCCGUUCCAGAAGUCCGUUCUUAAACCAAAGUGUUCUUAAACCAAGGUGUACUUUCCCAUAGCAGCAGGGGACUCAAUUUACAAUGGAACACACUCAACAGGAAGCGGAACAUGUUCUGCUUCCAAGGCAGAGUUCACAAACUAAAACACCUACUUCUGGGUUUGCAGCAUUCUUAAUCCAAGUUGUUCAUAAACUAAGCUGUUCUCAAACCAAGGUACCACUGUAUCUUCGUUUUAGAUCCUGUUAUGAUCUACGUGGAAAUUGUUCAGUUUGGUUAUAUAUUUUUUAAUGCUUUGCUUCCUGUUUAUGACUACUUUUGUUGAAGUUAUGUGUGUGUGUAUUUCAUGUUGUAGGCCACCUUGAGCAUUUGUUUGAGUUGUGGAAAGGCGGCAUACAAAUAAAAUGAUAUCUGAUGAACUGCCAAGGAACAGCACCUUGUACAUUGGCAGAAGUCUUUGCGGGGAUGUUGUUGACCGCAAAGUCUGCUCAUGUGAGGGGUGGCCUGACUCGUUGGGCCAUGCCAUCAUCCUCUGUGGAGCGAGAGUUUCUACUGGCACUACUAUUCUGCCAUUGGAAUUUUUCCAUAUAAAGGAAAAAGGAGUAGGGAAGAGGGGAGUGUCUCUCUGUGUGGGUGUGGGUGUCUCUGUGUGACCUGGGCUUCCACCAGCUAGGUUUCAGAGCCUUCCUGGCCCAACCACCAGGGAACUCUUUCCUCUGCAAGCAUUGCAGAUCCUCCCCCCCCGCCCAUUUAUUAGUCACCUGACAGCGUAACUUACCACAUGUCCUCUGAAAUGCAGGUUCCUGAAGGGCACGGUGUCAACUGCCAUACCAGCCUCAAACACCUCACUUAGCACUCAGUCGGCUGACCAUACUGGCUCCACUGGUCAUAGAAUCAUAGAAUUGUUGAGGUGGAAGAGAUCCCCAGGGGUCGUCUAGCCCAGCCCCUUACAAUGCAGGAAUCUCAGCUAAAGCAUCCAUGACAGAUGCCCAUCCAACUUCUGCUUCAAAACGUCCGAGGAAGGAGAGUCUGUCACCUCCCGAGGGAGACUGUUCCACUGCCAAACAGCUCUUGCCGUCAGAAAUUUCUUCCUAAUAUUUAGUCAGAAACUCCUUGUUAGUUAAAUCCAUUGGUUUUGGCCCUCCCUUCUAGAGCAGCAGAAAACAAGCUUGCUCCAUCCUCCAUGUGACAGCCCUUAAGAUAUUUGAAGGUGGCUCUCAUAUCUCAAGUCUCCUCUUUUCUAUGCUAAACAGACCCUUUUAAGUCCUUUUAAGCCCCAGCUAGUUCUUUAGUCUGAGCAACAGAUUUUGUUGGACAGGCUAAACUGCCAUUCCUUCCUACAUAUACAUUACAUUGCCACCCUGUGUUGGCUGCCCUAAACUACCAUACUUGCUGUUGCUGUUGCUGCCGCUUCAAGACAAAAAACAGCCGAGUGGCUCCCAAAUUUUUUCACACCACCGCCCAUAAACCUAUACCCAGUUCCCUCUACCCUACCCGAUAAAAAACAUUAUUCAGAAAAAUGGUGUGCACAACCCACAAAGAAGAUAAUAACACAACAAAAUUCAGAAUUCCAAACAGUAGUUGCAAAUUUAUUUAAAACCCAAUUAAAACUAUUUAGUUUAAUGAAUUCAACAAAAAUUGAUUAACUUGAUCCAGUGACACCAGCUUUUCAAAGUCUGGCACUCAUUUAUACUUCUGGUGUCCCCUUGCCACUUAGCACCCCUUAGGUAUUCCCACUGCCCCCCAGGAGCAGAAGCACCCACUUUGAGAACUACCUACUUAGUCUGUGGCAGCAGGAAACAGCAACAGAAUAAUGCCUAUUAUUAUUAUUAAUUAUAAUUUGUUACUCUUUCUUCUGUUGCAGUGUUUCCUGUGGUUUUCAUGAGGCUGAUGAAGAACCCCAUCUUGGUUGUGGUCAUCUUGGCUAUGGUCAAUCUCUCUGGCAUGAUUGCUGGCAUAGCAACCUUCAUGGCCAAACUGUUGGAGAGGCAGUUCUCCCUGUCAGCAUCUGUUGCCAACAUGAUCCUAGGUGUGUGCUACUUCCUUGUUUCCAGAUCACAAGAUCUCAAGGUCAUUUAGAUCCCAUUCCUGUCGCGUUUAGUAAGGGGCAGUGCUGUGCCAAAUUUUGCCAGCGUUCAAUUUUUUCAGGGCAAAAAUCAUGAGUGGUAUCCAGCUAAGUUUUACUCAGGGUAAACCCAUUGAAAUCAAUAGAGAAAACAAUGCACCAUGUUAUCCCUACAUCUCUUUGCCAAGAGAUGGGAAGGGAUUGCGCUCUCCAUCAGGUGGUGAGCAGUCUUUAGGCUUUUGUUGUAGAAUGUACUUUGGGAAUCUAAUGGAUUCCCAAGAGCCCAGAGGAAAGUAGGGGUGGGCAUCUGAGUCUGAGUGUAUACUCAGUCCAGGAAUUUGCUUUUCAGUACCAGGCCUGAGCUUUUGACACAAAAAGAACUCCUGGUUUCCUCCCACCCAGAUUUCUUUCAGUAGUUCAAUGUGGGCGCAAGAGCUUUUUCACGGUCACUGUUCUUAAACAACUGGGAAUCAGAAACCCUUGUCAAUCUGUUGUUGGUUGUACGUGGAAUGCCUGCUCUAAAAUGGCAAAUGCAUGCCCAAUAGAAGUGCAGGAAUGUGGGUGCAACUGUACUUGCCAACCCCCCCCCCCAUUUACAAGGGGGUUACGUCCUGAGGCACCGUGCACAUCGGUGAAAUCACGUAUAUUUGAAGCACCGUUAGGAAAAACUGCAAACACCCACCCCCGCCCAGUUCCACCCCUUUUUAAAGAAGCUACUUUAAAAUAAGCAGGCUGUGGGCAGGGAAAGGUUGUUCUACUGGUGGAUCUCUGCAUUGUUUAUAUAUCUAACAAAAUCCACAUACCACCUGAUUGUAACAAAACCCCUGCAGUUUAAAGAAGGAACAGGCAGGGUUAUCGUUGCUUUUUAAAAAUGUAUUUUGUGUUCUGAUUUUGUAGUUUUAUGUUGUGAUCUUCAUGUGAAGGUUGGUAUACAAAUUUAACAAAUCAUCACCACCGUCCCACAGGAGCUGUCAACAUCCCGAGUGGCAUGUUCGGAAUCGCCCUUGGAGGUGCCAUCAUAAGGAACUGCCGCCUCUCCCUCACCCAGAUCGCCCUGAUGAGCGUAAUCAGCAUGGGUCUCUGUACCAUCUGUGACGUGCCGCUCUUCUUCUUGGGCUGCCAGACGCAGACGGUGGCAGGACUUGACCUUUCUGGAAGGUAUACAAGCAUGCCUGUUUAAAGGAAGAUGUGGGGAAGUUAUCCAGUUUAAGGCCAUAGAAGUGUAGGUUUGAAGAAAAAUGAAAGUCUUUAACUGUAGGGAUUUUCAGUUGACAUGCCUCUAUUCCUGGCUCCUUCCUUAAGUCUUCCUUUUUUCUUUGGCACUCCCUCCUCUUUGGUCUGCAGGAAACCCAUUUUCUGUCUACACCUUGUUAUAGGAAAAUCCUUGGGCUCACUUGCAUUGCCAAACAAAGACACCAGCUAGGAAUAUAGGAGCAAAACAGCAGCCUGUAGGACUGAUCUUUAUUUAGAAGACUGUUGCAGGACUUUCAGCCACCACAUGGAAAAAGCAGGAAGAAGCCCCGAACAAAGGAUGGCUCCCUUUUUUAUAAGUUUCCCUUUUUACCCACAACACCCUUAGUGAAGUAUCAUACAUACAUCAUAUAUACAUCACAGCUAUUUCAUAACCUGGGAGGGGUCUUCUGGCAGAAACCUGAGCAUCAGGUUUGCCCCUAUCCGUACCUUGACCUCCACUUCACACCGAUUAAGUACAGUGGUACCUAGGUUCUCAAACUUAAUCCAUUCCGGAAGUCCAUUCCAAAACCAAAGCUUUCCAAAACCAAGGCAGCUUUCCCAUAGAAAGUAAUGCAAAAUGGAUUAAUCUGUUCCAGACUUUUAAUAACAACCCCUAAAAUAGCAAUUUAACAUGAAUUUUACUAUCUUACGAGACCAUUGAUCCAUAAAAUGAAAGCAAUAAACAAUGUACUGCAGUCACACAAUCAAUCAGUGAAUCAAUCAAUAGUUGAACUGGGUUCCACACAAUCACAAAAACAAAACAAAAAGAGUGGCAAAAAUGAAACUGCAAAAUAAAUAGCAAAACAGACAGACCUCAGCAUAACUCUCAAAAUGGAAGUGUGGCACUCAAAUCGGAGCACAUUCGACUUCCCAAAGAAGUUCGCACACUGCAACACUUACUUCCAGGUUUGCAGUGUUUGUGUUCCAAGUUGUUUUGAGUACCAAGGUGUUUGAGAACCAAGGUACCACUGUAAAACAAAGGUGAGUAUGUACAUGGCCAAGUUAACCACACCUCUUUUGUCUUGACCAAGAUCCUAACCAACUGAGGUUAGGAUGGCUACUGUCUGGCACUCAGAGCCAGGAUGCCAGCAAUUAUCUCCCAUGCAAGAGGUUGCUGGGUACGUGAUCUUGGGCUUCAGGGAUUAUGGCUGCCCACUUCCCAAACUCCCCCCUUGGUAGUCAUUCAUUUCCUGAACAGAACAAAGUUGGAACGGCACAAAUCCGAUAUUGGAGUGAUUUUAUAUGACUUUCUAAAGUUUUCCCAUUCAGCCAAUACAUAGAUACAUUUCUCAGUGAACUGUUACAUUUGGUAUUGUGCAGCGGAGACCCCUUUGAAUAGAGAUGGGGGCGGGGACUGUGUAAUGAAGUGUUUUGUGGGAACAUUUGCGGGCGUGAUUGUGUUGAUUUUGGUAGUGGGGGUAUGUAUGAUGUCUGCUGGAGGGGCAACCUCCCCAACCUUUCUCCAAAUUCUGGUAACAACCUUGCGUAGCUUCUUCCAUCUUGCAUUCCCAUUUGCUCCUCUCAUGCUUCUCCAUACUACCUCUGAUUUCUGCCAUUGAGUAAAACUCAUACGAUCAGUUGACUAUCGUGUCUUGUACUGAAUGACAGCCCCAAUAAAUAUUUGCAUAAGCCUUUGUGCAAGCGCAUGCAAAAAUGUCCCAGGGCCGUGAUACUCUUGCUGACCUAAUUCUGUGCUUUUCCUUCUGCAGUUCUGGAAUUGAAGAACACGUUUUCGAUUGUAACCAAAUGUGCAAAUGCUCCCCGUCAGCCUAUAACCCUGUGUGCGGUGCGAAUGGUAUUGAAUACAUCUCCCCUUGCUACGCUGGCUGCACAGGGCUAAAUAUCGAAUCCGAAACACACAAAGUUCUGGUGAGUAUAGAUUCUUCUAGAUCUUCAUAAAGAAGCCUGCAAGAGGAAAGUGGUCAGGAAAGUGGUGGGCUUGAAGUGGAGAAGCAUCAGGUGGGAGGUGUCCCUACCUCUUCCGUGCCUCUGCUGCAAAUUGCCCUCUUUUGUUUUGGCAUCCAGAGUCCGCUACAUGCUCUUGCCUGCCAUGCAUAGUUAGGCCCUAAGGAACCACACUCAGUUCCCUCCACAUACAGGAUACCGGGUCAGCAUCCCUCAGGCAGGCUUGAAAAUGGGCACUGCUAAUGUGAAAUACACAUGAGCCCCAUGCUGGGCAAAAGAUUCCUGCAUUGCAGAGGGUUGAGCUGGAUGACCCUUGGGGUCCCUUCCAACUCCACACCAGUGUGGUGUAGUGGUUAAGAGUGGUAGACUCGUAAUCUGGUAAACCGGGUUCGAUUCCCUGCUUCUCCACAUGCAGCUGCUGGGUGACCUUGGGCUAGUCAUACUUCUGUGAAGUCUCUCAGCCCCACUCACCUCACAGAGUGUUUGUUGUGGGGGGGGGGAGGGAAAGGAGAGUGUGAGCUGCUUUGAGACUCCUUAGGGUAGUGAUAAAGCGGGAUAUCAAAUCCAAACUCCUCCUCCUCUUCCUCCUCUGCUGCUUCUUCUUCUUCUUCUCCUUCUUCUUCUUCGUUUGUGAUUCACGCUUUUAGAUUAAUGGAUGCUCCUUAUUCAAGAUGGGGGAAUGGCAAUGGGGAGAAGGGAAGGAGGAGAUCAGUCUUAACCUUUCCUCCCACCUGCCCCUGGUACUGUUGCCGUUGUUCCUUCUCUGACUUCCUGCCCCUUCCCUCAGAACUACACCAGUUGCAACUGCAUUGUUGUCGACGGCGGCUAUGGAUAUGCUACACCUGGGAGUUGCAGCUUCCACUGUUCCAAAUUCCUGAUGCCUUUUGUGACCAUCGCUUCCUUGUCCACGUUCCUGGGGAGCCUCGCACACACGCCGGGCUUCGUGCUUGUUCUGAGGUACUUCGUGACAUUUUAAAAGUACUUCCUAGGAACAUUUGAGCAGCGGCCUUUCUCUGUCAAGGAAUCUAGAUCAGAUGCGUUUGUGGGCUCUGCUGUCUUUGAAUGCCUGUCCUUCACAAAGGGGAGGGAAGAGAUGGUUCAUUAAAAAAACCCAAAAACAGUUUAUGCCCAGUUGUUUAUUGAUUAGUGUUCACCGGGAAUUACAUGGCACUUCACCGACAGACUCUUAGUCCCCAAAGAGCCUAUAGUCUAAACUUUGACAAUGGAAGAAAUGGCAGCUAUGGGGCAGGAAUGGGAAAGGCAAAGGAAGCAAAAAUAUGAAUAUGAACAAAUGCAGCUAAAUGCUCUCUCUUGAGCUCAGUUCAGUGGGAGUAAAGAAUAAGGGCAUAAGCCUCCUGUGAAAAGUGAGUUUCAGGGGGGAUUUUAAGGGAGAGAGCGAGAAGGAAGUGCCACCACAAAGUGUUUCGAAAAGAAGUUCCAGGCAUUAGGAGCAGCAAGGGAAAGAGAACAGCAUCUCUUCUGAAAAAUACACCUCAUGUGCAGAAAGUUGGAACAAGGGCUGGAAGGAUCUGUCCAUUUCAAUUCUCUUAGUUGAUUCCCCCCCCCCCCAACUUCCAAUCUUAAAUUCAGUUUUCCAGAUUUCUGCAGCAAUUUGCAUAUAUAUGGUUAUUAACCCUCAUGAAAAUUUACCCACGUUCUGUUGUGGAUUUCUUCCAAUAAGCACAUUUUUGCAUGCAGUUUCAACUAAUGUGCACAUUUUUGCAAGCAGUUGUUUUCUAGCGUAGCAGCAGAUCACCUAGCCUGAAGAGUCCCCAAGGGCUCACAGCCUUCUGCAGACAUGCCCCUUUGGCUCCCACCACUCCCUUUUGGCUUUCUCUUUCAGAAACGUUGACCCUGAAGAUAAGUCUUUUGCCAUAGGGAUACAGUUCCUCAUGCAGAGAGUUCUAGGUAAGUCAGAGGCAAGUGGUGCGUGUGUGUUUGGGGCACAGUCAGUUUGCUGUUUGGUGGUGAAUUUCGCAUCCUGAAAAGGAAAUUUCCAGCCUUGGUGGUUGUACAGAAAACUUGAACACUUGUUGAGUGUGCAGGGUGAAAUCUCAGAAGCCAGAGCAAUCUUUGCUUUCUGUGCAUUUUAACUUGUGGACACAUUCAAGAAGCAUUUACAGAUUUGACUGGGGUCCAAUAGGCCCCAAUAAAUUCAUAGUCAAAGCACACACACACUAUACUGAAUAAUUAUUCCAAAUUUAAGAUACAACAUAAGUUUUUUAUAGUACAGGUGUGCAAUUAUGCAGGGGUGAUAAUGUAAUGAUCCCCCCAAACAAUAUUACCGUAUUUUUCAAUCUAUAAGAUGCCCCCAUGUAUAAGACGACCCCUAUUUUGGGGGACUCCAAUUUAAGAAAAUGGGGGAGAUGGCCCCUGUGUAUAAGAUGCCCCCACAUUUUGGACAUUAUUUUUUAGGGGGAAAACCUAGUCUUAUACACAGAAAAAUACAGUAAUUCCCAUUGUGCUUGGCAGACCCCUGCUUACUAAUGCAAUGUUUUUCUUCAACUCAAACCCUUCUUGAGAAAAAGAACCAAAAUACAGUGGUACCUCUGGAUGCGAACGGGAUCCGUUCCAGAGCCCCGUUUGCAUCAUGACGUGAACGCAGUCCGCGCAUGCGCGGUUCACUGUUUCUGUGCAUGCGCGUGACAUCAUUUUGAGUGUCUGCGCAUGUGCGAGCGGCAAAACCCGGAAGUAACAUGCUCCGUUACUUCCAGGUCGCCGCAGAGCGCAACCCGAAAAUCCUUAACCUGAAGCUACUUCAACCCACGGCAUGACUGUAUAUGAAAUAGCUAACAUCGCCUUAUUUUAUCUGCCACAUCAACAUAAAGUAGGUGUUGUUGUUUUGUUUUAAAAUCAAACAUAUGCUAUCAUAAGUUUUCUUAAUGACAAAUAAAUCAUAGUAAAUAGUGAUAUACACACACACAAUUCGUGAGAUUAUAAUAUAUGUAAUCAAUAAUAAUAUAGAAAUGUCCAUCUAGUUCUUAAUUAUAAAAAAGAUAAAAAGAGGGGGGGAAAUAGGUGGUAAAAUUAAAAAAAUGAGUAGAAAGAGAAAAUGUAAGCCUUUACUCAAAACAGCCAUUUCCCACAAUUUGAUGUGACAUUCCGUCAAAUGGGGGCAUUUCCUUUCUCCACCAAUAUUUUGCAUAUGGAAUUGGUGCUACCACUAUCAUCUGAAAUAACAAAUUUCCCUCUUCACUGGGUGUUGCACUUUUCAACUACAUAAACAGAAAAAUUCAGAAAUCUUUCUGAACCUGGAGUUUCAAAACAGAUCUUGUAUUGGUUGUUGUUUCUUGCCAGUUUCUUUUAGCUUCAGGCAGUUCCACCAACUGUGUCUAAAAUCACUUCUGGUUGCACCUCAUCCCCAAAUGUGGAGAUAUAGCUAUUGCACUGUUAAAGCAAAGUGUUAAGCAUGUUGGGAUCAUUUGGCUCCCACCAGUACCUUGGAUAGGUGGUUGUCCCCCACCACACGUACAUUUCCAUUGCAAUUUAACUUACCCCAUACCUUUUACUGAGCCCCUCAAAUUAAAGACACACACAUACCAAAUAAUUUUAUUUUAGUUUUAUAAAACGACACACAUGAAGGGACAGGGGACCUGAAAUACAAUCAUUGCUCUUACUACAAUGGAAUACAGUAAGCAUGCAGUGGCAUAGAUAUGGGGUGGAGGCAUCUGUCUCGCUUAUCUAGAUCAGCCAGUAACAAACUGAGCUGAAGCUGCUCUUCCCAUUAGUUGCAGGCAUACGUAAUAAUGAAAUGCCUUCCUUAUUUAGGCUGCUCCAAAAUAGGAUGCCACGGAUCGGGGCCCCAUGCAAUCGUGUGACUCUCUUCUGCCCUGCAAUGAAACUGCCUGGCUAUUUCCCUGUUUCUUACUGCGAGGCCAGCAAGCAGUUUCCAAGCUGCUUGGGUGACUUCAACGCAGUGCAUCUCUAACCCCUUUCAGUUCUCCAAAACCUGCAAGAUGGCCAAGUGGUCCAGGCUGAAAUCUGGCAAUAUCAGGGCUGCUGUUGGAAAGGUCUGGGGGAGGCCAACUCUUAGGUGGCAUGAACCUCUUGCUUGCUUUUCUAGCCUGGCUGCCUGCCCCAGUGGUGUACGGUAGCCUCAUUGACACAGCCUGCGUCCUGUGGCAAUACAAGUGCCAAAAGAGAACAGCCUGCAGAUACUAUAACAAUGUAUUAUUCCGGCACAGGUAAGCCUCCUACUGAGCCCCUCUCUUUGUCCCCAUAACAGGUCACUAAUUUGGGGUGUGUGUGUGUGUUUGUGGUAUCAAUACUAUCUACAGACAAGGGUCAGGUUGAAAGGCAACAGCAAAAGAUGGAGUUUGCUUAUUUUAAAGAAUGCAUACCCUGCCCCUCAUUGCAACUGAUCUCAUGGCACAGCGAUUUUAAAAUACAGCAAAGUGAAAACAAGACAAAGCAAAAGAGAUGCAAAGUCCCACAAGACUGGCCAUCUGUUCAGGUGGCCAAGUGCAUAACACUUGCCCUUCAACUGCUUUUGGCUUUACUGAGUUUCCUCCUUCUGUGCAGGCCAUGUCUUCAGAUAACGAUGACUUUCAGAAGUUUCUUCUAGGUCAGAAGAUAGGGUUAGUUGUAUGAAUCUUAAUUUUAGCCACAGUAGUCCUUUCAAGCCCAAGGCAGGGCAUGUGGCAGAAUUUGGAUUCCUGGGGAGUGGAGAAGAAGGCCUGGCAUCCAUUUUAAAAUGGAAGGAUGGCUAGGCAGGCAGGUAGAUGCUGCACUGUGGUCCCUUUGACCUCACUGAUUUAUUCCUUUUAAUUUUUGGGGCCCUCAGGUUUGUUGGCCUUCAGAUUUUUUUGGAAGCAAGCUGCUUUGCGUUGCUUUGCAUUCUAUACUUCAUGUUAAAAAAGAAGGAGAGUGGAGCCCGCAGAGAAUCCGGCACCAGCUCUCCGUCAGUGGUCCAGGAGUCAGCUGCUUGA
Podarcis lilfordi (Lilford's wall lizard) is the source of this 29662-nucleotide messenger RNA. Lineage: Eukaryota; Metazoa; Chordata; Lepidosauria; Squamata; Lacertidae. The record is from the annotation of a GenBank genome assembly.